Messenger RNA from Tetranychus urticae (two-spotted spider mite), 2252 nucleotides. RefSeq lists its product as uncharacterized. The record is from RefSeq and is a predicted model, not a curated record. Gene Ontology annotation, molecular function: protein binding. NCBI's taxonomy places the organism in Eukaryota, Metazoa, Arthropoda, Arachnida, Trombidiformes, Tetranychidae.
UCGCUAGAUACAAUUUGCUAACAUUUAUUUUUAGUUGCUUGGUGACGCUUUUGAGAAGAGUCUUAGGCGCCAUUAAACAAUGCUUAUGCAUGAUGCAACCAUUAAAACAAGUAACAAAAUAACUGAAAAAUUCUCAUCUUUCAAACUUCAUUUAGUUACAGUUCAUUGAUUUGUCCGACAAGUGCCUUUUUCAAAUACUAUCAUUGAAUUUACUGUUGUUUUAUAAGUUUAAAUAUAAAAUCUUUCUAAUUGUUUGCUAAAUCUUGUAUUACCUUGUAUUCUGUUUCGCCAUGACUGAUCUAAAUGGGUCUUCUAAUCAAACUCUGGAAGUUUCCGAGUCUGCUGAUGAAUUGACGAUCAUAAAUAGAUCAAAGACUUACCAUGUCUCCAAAAAGUUCAUUUGUUCAUCGAUACCAUAUUUUGAGAAAAUGUUUUGCUGUGACUUGUUGGAAGCGAAAGAAAACACAGUUCAAUUGGAUCUUGAUGAACACAGUUUUACUUGUAUACUUAAUUGGAUUCAAUCUGACUCUCUUCAAAUUAAGAUGGAAAACAUUAUUGCCUUGUUUGAUGUAGCCGAUUAUUUGAUGUUGAACGAUCUAUCAAAUGAUUGUUACUCUUAUUUUCAUGCAAAUUUCACCAUUGAACAUCUUCCCAUUAUUAUUCCUCAAGUGACUAAAACAUCUAAACUGAUCAACUCUGGCUCUUUAAACACAUUCAUCUGUCGUCAUUUUUUGAAAAUUGUUAAAACCUUUAAAUUUCUGAAUUUUCCAGUUGAAACAGUAGAGUACAUCUGCAAAUUAGACUUGAUGAUUUCUUCAGAAUACCAAGUUCUUGAGGCAAUUAAUGAUUGGAUUAAAGUUAAAGCUGAUGACAGAAAAAAAUAUCUUCUUCGAUUAUUAAAAUGUAUUCGUUGGUGUUAUGCUGGAACCGAUAUUUCAUCUAAAAUUAUGGAAGUUCCUUAUAUCGCAACAAUUCAAAAUAUUAAUGAAAUUUUGUGUUCUCCUGGUAAUUGUGCACUUAAGUGCACUUCCAAACGCUCUGAUCAAUGUUUGUUGGUGUCCAUUCAUAAAAUUGAUGACACGGUUCUUAGUUUAAGAGUUCUGCAGUCACAAUCUUGGUUACCUGUUGGUAUUUUUAAUUUAGAUGAUUCUAUGUCACUAGAAUUGGUUCAUGGAGAGAACAUAUCAGAUGUUUUAUACGAUUGUGGAACCAAAGGAGUACGAAUUGAUUGGGAAAGCAAGAAAUUCUGUUGGCUCAAUCUUGAAAGUGACGACGAGUCUUAUUAUUUUCAAAUCAACAAAUUGAUUGUUUCCAGUCAGACUGCAUUGAGUACCAUUCUCUACUUGGAAGAUAAUUGCGGCGGAUUUGCAGAUGAUCCAUUCGUUGAACUACUAAAGCUUAAUCCUCCUACUACUUCUAGGCGAAGACUUCUUGUUCCUGAUUCCCCCGACCCUCCUGCGAAUGGCAAUAGGGAAGGUCUUGAAGGUUUUAUGCGUUUGAACAUUAAUGAUCGUGCUUUUGCUAUCUCUGCAUUAGCUCUUCAUUUCCUUGAUCUCAGUCAGGAGGAUCAAAUUGAGUCCGUAAAUUUUUCUACUGGUUAUCCAAUCGUACGUUACGCCUCUGGUCAAAUUGCAACUUCCCCGACUUCUGCAGAAAAUGAUGGGAGACUGCUGCUCGAGUCUGAUGGCAAAUAUAUUGUGGUUGGAAAAAGUAACGAUGACAAGUUUUACGCUCUUUUUCCCGUUUGUAAUCAUGAAUGGUUCAUGGUGAAAAAUUAUGUGAAGUAUGAUGAAAGAUCUUUUAUCGCUACUGCUUUAGGGUCCAAUAUUUUUAUUUUGACAAAGAAGCUGAGAUUUAUUCAGUUUAAUUAUGAAACCAAUGUAUACAAAAAGACUGCACCAUUCAAUGGCAACGUACUUAAAUUUUUGGAUUUAAUCAUCACUUCUCGUCAAGACAACGAUAAUAAAAUAGUUUUGAUCGAUAAAUCGUGUGGAAAAAUUCACAUUUUCAACAUUGACAGUCAAACCUGGACUGAAACUAGUAUCAGCAAUCGUGCGCCGAAACAAAUUGAUCCAAAGGAUUGCAUUCUGGCGGCAACCUCAGUCUUUUUGCCAUUAAACAAAAUCAAAUAUUGCUGUGAACGGAAUUCAGUUUAUCAGAUCAUAUGAUCACCAGAUAUGUCUUAAAUAUUAAUUUCAUUUUUGUAUUCGUUUGUCAAUGUUUGCAUUCAUUAAAAUUUGAUUUUCAUAAUC